AUGGAAACAGAAGUUCGGGACAUGCUGGAAAAAGGGGUAAUUGAGCCAUCGGUUUCACCCUACGCGGCCGGAGUGGUGCUGGUACCCAAGAAAACAGGUGAACUACGGUUCUGCGUCGAUUAUCGAGGGCUGAAUGAGGUCACAAAACCCGACCACUACCCACUCCCGGUAGCACACAACGAGAUCUUCGACACGUUGGGAGAAGCAACUAUUUUCAGUUGCCUGGACUGCCAACAAGGGUACUGGCAAGUGAAAGUGGCGGCCGAGGAUCGACCGAAGACAGCAUUCCGAUGCUUCCUGGGCUUGUUCCAGUUCCUUAAAUUGCCGUUCGGCCUCAAGGGAGCACCUGCGACGUACCAGCGCCUGAUGUCCCACGUCCUGUCGGGCUACACAGGAAAGUUCUGCCACUGCUUCAUCGACGACAUUAUUUGCUAUUCGAAGAACUUUGAAGAACACCUAGAGCACCUGAAGCUGAUCUUCGGCAGACUGAGCGAAGCUGGCAUCAAACUGAAGCCCUCCAAGUGCGCCUUCGCCAAAGAGAGCGUCACCUACUUGGGCCACCGGAUCUCCGUAGGAGAGCUCCGCCCCGACCCUGACAAUGUGGAAAAGAUCCGCAACCUGCCGCCUCCAACAACACGCCGAGAGGUACGCUCCUUCAUCGGGAUGGCUUCCUACUACCGCUGCUUCGUCCCAGACUUCAGCAGGAGGGCAAAACCACUCACGGACCUCACAAAAACAACCGUGCCCUUCGAAUGGGGAAAGAAACAGGAGGACGCCUUCGCCGACCUGAAGCAGGUUCUCACCCAAGAACCAGUGCUCGCCCUCCCAGACUUCUCACAGCCAUUCAUCUUGAUGACCGACGGGAGCUCGACCGGACUGGGGGCAAUCCUAGGCCAAAAGAAGGAGAGUGAGAAGAAAGAGAGGGUCAUCGGGUACGCAUCUCGGCGUACCACCGCCAAUGAAGAAAAGUUCUCGGCCUGUGAACUCGAGUGCCUGGCUCUCGUAUGGGCUGUCCAGCACUUCCGAACCUACAUCCUCGGGAGAAAGACCACGGUGGCCACCGAUCACUGGGCACUCAAAUGGUUGCUGGAUAUGAAGAACGGGAACCCACGUCUUCAGCGAUGGAAGAUGGCUCUCCAGGAGUACGACUUGGACAUCAUCCACAAGCCAGGGAGCAUGCAUCGGAAUGUCGAUUUCCUGUCCAGGAUGUACCAGGAAGAGACCGACGAAAAACAAGAAGAACUCUGCUAUUCCAACGCAACGGCUGAAACACACUCUGCCAAGGAGGACAGGACAAUGCCCUCAAGGGAUCAGGACCUCAGUGCACCCAAGAGCAGACGAGUGGUCUCAGAGAGUGACCGCAGGCCGGUGGAAAUCCAAGAAGACACGCCAUCAAGGCCAACAAUGGGGACGGAAGGCGAAGAAACAUCACGCGCAACACCAGGAGGCGACAUCCAGCCCCUCAGAAGAUCUGAGAAGAGAAGGAACAGCCUCGUCCGGGACCGAGACAUCAACAGCAUACAGACCGAACAAACCUCGGGAAGAGAAGCGACUAACAUCAAAACAGCAUCGGAAAGCCUCGGGAGACAACUGCUGAAACAAGAGCAACAGCAAGACCCCGACUGUUCCGAAAUCAGGGACGCCAUCAACAACCAACGACCCCUACCGAAAUGGGUGGAAAAGGACACAAUUCGAAUCGCCACCGACGGAGUGCUGGAAAAGAUCGACAGAGAUGCAAUCGGAACAGAAACAUGCAAGCCUCUACUCCCGGCCCGUCUCGCAAAGACAGCGGUAGCAGAUGCUCACGCCGGGCAUCUCAAGCUUACGAAAACGCUCGCCAAAUUGAGGGAAAAGUAUCAUUUCAAGCACAUGCACGCCCAGUGUACCAAGUACAUUGCAGGAUGUCAAACAUGCCAAGAGAAAGACCGAGGCAGGAAAAUCAAAGCCCCGUUGGGUAUGCUCCCAAAGCCCUGGGGAGCCUGGCACACCAUCGCCGUGGACGUCCUCGGACCCCUGCCCCAGACAAGGGCCGGAAACAAGUACGUGAUCAUCGUCACCGACUACCUCACCCGGUACGUCCUCGCUUUAGCUGUGAAGGACCAAACAGCAGAGACCACAGCGGAAGCGCUCAUGCAGAAAUUCCUCGAGUACGGUUUUCCGGCGAAACUGAUCACCGACAACGGGCCAAACUUUAGAGCAAAGCUGAUGCAGCAGCUAUGCUCGCUCCUGGAGAUCACCCACCUCUUCACCACCCCGUACCACCCACAGUUCGACGGUCUCUGUGAGAGAUUCAACCGAACGUUGGCCUCGAUGCUUCGGGCAUUCGUACAAGAACAUCAGCGAGACUGGGACGUCCACCUGCCCUACGUCAUGUACGCAUACCGAACGGCGGUGCAGGAGAGCACCAAGGAGACACCAUUCUUCCUCAUGUUCGGACGACAAUCACGGGAACCGCUAGAUCUGCUCCUCCGAUCAGAAGAGGAUCCAGACAAUCUAGCACUGACGAGCAAACCGGCAAUGGUGGUCAGGAUGCACGCUGCUUUUGAACGGGUCCAAGCACAGCUACAAGAAGCUCACACGAGACAGAAGCAGUAUCAUGACCGCGGCUGCAAGGACCGGAACUUCGACGUCGGGGACGAGGUGAUGCUGUUGGACGAGAGAGUUCCGGUUGGACAAACCAAGAAACUACACCCACCCUGGAAGCCCGGAUACAGAAUUCUGGAGAAAGUCGGGCCUCUCAACUACAAAAUCGAACACCCCAAUCGACGUGGGAAGAUCCUGAGAGUCCACCUCGACCGACUGAAGCUGCAAAAGCCAGUUCACAUUUGGCCGUGUGAAGACGAAGAUACACCCGGAGGCCAGGCCUCACAGGCCACAGCAACAGGCCCCUCCCCUCUGGAAACCUGGCGGCGGGAGAAGAAGGGCUACCGACCAUUCCCGGAACACUGGUCGGGUCUAGAAGACACCGAGACGGAAGAGCAAGACGAGAACAACGAAGGAGCAGAAGCCUUCCACACUCCUCUCGCGAUCGACAAGAUGAAGCCACGACAGAUCAUCAACAUGGGAACUUGGCUGCUCAUCAUCUGGAUGUGUCUCGACACCUCCAACUCGCUGCAGGAGCCGGGAGACGGCACCGAAGAACGCGAAAGAGUUAUUCCGGGCCUGCACAGCGGGCUGCUGUUCCAACCAAGGGGACCUCUGUUGCUGGCCACCGGUGUCUGGACGGCAGUGGAACCAGAUGACAACGUCGCCACCAAGGAGGAGGAGGAGGAGGCAAGGGCGUUCCACAAACGCCCAGGGCCCAGCGUCAAGGGCUCGAGCUACACGACUACGCCAGCUGAACCGGAAUGGACCCAACCGACCGAAGGGCCUCGCCAGGCGACGAACUGGAG
Molecule: messenger RNA, 3392 nt
Organism: Amphibalanus amphitrite
Lineage: Eukaryota; Metazoa; Arthropoda; Thecostraca; Balanomorpha; Balanidae
Exons: 3
Biological process (GO): DNA integration
Molecular function (GO): nucleic acid binding
Source: RefSeq, a predicted model, not a curated record